This is a messenger RNA of Melampsora larici-populina 98AG31, 789 nucleotides long. RefSeq lists its product as uncharacterized. NCBI's taxonomy places the organism in Eukaryota, Fungi, Basidiomycota, Pucciniomycetes, Pucciniales, Melampsoraceae. The record is from RefSeq and is a predicted model, not a curated record. Bases 1 to 789 code for a protein of 262 amino acids. The transcript is spliced from 3 exons.
AUGGGAAUCUUGACAAUCAUUCAAGUUAAAGACAGACUUCGAAUGGUAACACCACCUACUCCACUCAAAGAACCUCAACCAUCAACAACAUCAGCUCCUACCCCCAAACGUGGAUUAUCAGUCAAAUCAUUGCACCCACGCUCAUUGACUGCCAACAUACCCGAUUCAAUUAAUUUAUCAGCAGCGCAAGAAGAAUUUUUAACCAAUGUGUUUGGUUCAGUUCUUGAUCCAAACAUAACUAGAGGUCAAUAUCCAAGACGUGAUGAUUUAUCAUCAGGUGAUUGGGCUGGUGUCUUUUGUUGUCGUAAUUGUUAUAUUAAACUCUUCAACCGUGGGGAUUGUAAAGCUUGGGAGAAAGUCAUAGUGGGUGAUGAAGGUUUUGUUCAGCUUGAGAAAGCCGGUUCACGUGGUUUUUGGCACAAGAAAUAUUUCAGAUGCAUACACUGCACAAUAGAUAUCUCAUUAUCUCCCUCAGUAAACUUAGGAGGUGAUCUGUGUUGUGAUGAAUGCCUUGAUCGCUCAACGAACAAGUCCGCAACAUCCAUGGUCACUGAUAUCCCAGAUCUUUGCAAUGAACCUAAUAUCAAAAGAACUGUGGAUUCACCCGCUACUAAGGCUUUGAGACCAACAGUUGAAGAAUUAAGAAGUAAGCUACAAAAGGCUGGACUCGAGAAAGGCCCUACACCUUCACCAAAACUCUCAGCUUCACAGUCAAUGAGUUGUGACUCAUCACCUACAACCCACCAGUCCCCUUCCGACCUCGGCCUCCACGGGCACAAUCACCCGUAA